CAGCCCAUGGAAGAGGCGGCGGCGGCGGCGGUGGGAAAGCGGGGCAGGUUGGGGCACCACCACGGCGCCGCCGACCCCCCGUCCUUCCGGAUGGAGGACCUUCCCACGAUAACUUCCAUUCCGCCAGAGGUUCAACCUGUUAUAAUCUCACCGCUGCCACUGAAAGAGGCCGUGAGGACAAGCAUUGUUUCAAGGAGUUGGAGAAUGCUAUGGACAUUCCACUCUGAUCUAUGUUUUGAUGGUCCCACUCCCAAUGAUCUGGAUUCUGACACCGAUGACGAGUUCGCUGGUCAGGAUACUACCAAAAUGAAUCGAGCAAAGUUCAUUGAGACUGUAAAUUCGGUUAUUCAACAGCAUAGUGGGAUAGGAAUCAAUAAGUUCAGCGUCAGGUGGGGCAUGCACAAAGAGUACUCUGAUCAUCUUGAUAGGUGGAUUGGGUUUGCCGCUUCAUCAAAGGCAAAUAUAAUAGAUUUUAAUCUGAAGAAAACUUAUCAGCCAUUCGAAUUUCACCACUUCCCUCUCGAGGCCUUGGAUUCUCAAGGUUGCUCAUUUGUGAAGUCCUUAUUUCUCGCCAGUGUUUCUACAAAGCCAAACUCAGUAAUAUCUGGCUUUACAAUACUCAGAAGGCUUGUUCUGGAAUUUGUUAAGAUAUUAGGAGAUUUUCCAGGCUUGCUAGCAAAAUGUUCAGGACUUGAGGACUUAGAGAUCAUUGCGUGCUAUGGUGUGGACAACUUAAUCGUACCACACAAACUUGAUAAACUUCAACAUUUGCUGAUUGCCGGAAUGGACACCCAGAUGGUUGAGUUUCAUGCUACUGAUCUUGCUCAUUUUGAGUACAAAGGGCGAGUUAUCCCUAUAGUCCUUCAUGGUUGCUCGAAACUAGAGAAGGCAACAAUGAAGUUUAAUGGCACUAAAGCACUGGCACAUGCAUUCACUGCAGUUCCAAGCAUUUUGCCAGUGAAGACAUUACAUCUGCAAGCUUUCAUAUCAAAAUAUGCACAGUUGCAGAAGCUGCCAACAAGACAACAGGGAAUGUUUUUGCAUUUGAGGCAUAUGAUUUGUCAAUUAAUUGUCAACUCUAACGACCCAAAUGGUGAUAAUGGAGUUCUUCAACUGGCCAAUUGUUUGGAUGUUGCACCCAGACUGGAGACGUUGCACUUGCAUAUGCUCUGUGCGAUAUCAAGUAGUUUCUCCAGCGGUGAGGUGGCGGGUAUGCGCCGCCAUGAUCAUCUCAAGACGGUCUUCAUGAGCGGUUUUCGAUGUUACAAGGCUCAGAUUGAGCUGGCAUGCUGUAUCUUGAGAAAUGCUUCUGUUCUUGAGCAGCUGAUAAUAGAACCAAGGAUUACAGACAAAGUAUGGGCGGGUGAUUGUUCCAAGUGGAAUACUGACCUUGGCGAAAUCUUACCAGGGGUCUGUGAGUGGGCACAUGUCACCUCAGAGCGCUUCGGUAAGGUGAUCACCGUCGUAGGUGCCUCCCUUAACACAACGGAGGCUUCUUUGGCCCAGCAAGGCGCGGGAUCUCUUCAGCACCAUCAUUAGCGAGUGUCGUAAUUGCCUGCAGAUUAUUAGUAGAUCGUAGUGGGAUGCUAUGUUGAUCUCCCCUGGUGUCUGUUUAACCUCACCUAUGUUCUCUUCACUGUGAUCAUAGUAAACUUUGUUACCUUUUGCUCUAAUGAUGAAAAGCUGGGAAGAAGUAAAGCUUUCUUUUCAACAAAGGAUGGAUUUUAUUACUCAAAGGGAACAAGUAAAUCUGUCUCAACGUCGCCUAUCCGGGUGAAAAAUGAAAUACCUCUUCAAAGUGUAUGCUAAGCUAUCAAAUCUUCAAGCCAUACAAAACAUCUGCAUAAAUUUUGCUACCUGCCAUCUUAUCACAGUUUGGUUUGGCAUUGCAACAAAUUUGUGGUUUGUUUGGGCGAAUACCAACCGAAAUACUGGGCUUGCCCAACAGCAUAUUUGCUGAUCAACAAGUUCAGUGCGUCGACAACACCUGAAAGAUGAGGAGGAUGAGGGUGAUGAUGGCGGGCCUGGCCGUAGAUGGAUCUGCGCCCCCUGAUGAGAACACCAUUGGUGGGUAGGCUGCACUGCUCGGCGGUGACGUUGUUUCUGCAAAUGCCAAGGACAGCACUGAUGCUGUCAUGUUCAGAAGGCGAGGCACCAAAACCAAACCAGACGAUCUAAAAUUAACUGUAAACCAAGGCCAUUUUUUGUCUGUGACAACCAAUGUUUGAAGAAAUUUGUGGUUAUAUCAGAGACCUUUCUUGUCC
Messenger RNA from Triticum urartu, 2264 nucleotides. Lineage: Eukaryota; Viridiplantae; Streptophyta; Magnoliopsida; Poales; Poaceae. The record is from RefSeq and is a predicted model, not a curated record.